AUGGCCUCACAAAUGGGUCUUGCAUCAUUCUUUUAUCAGAAGAGCUGGGAUAUCCAAGUCCUUCAUGGUGCUCUGGCCUUUGCAGCUUACUCAAAUGAAGUUGCAGGAUUCCAGCAUUUUCUCCAGACACAAAACCAUUUCUCAUUCUUUCCUCAAGAUGGUUUCCUUAAAAAUGUGUGGGAGCAGGCAUUUGGCUGUGCAUUUCCAAACCCAUCUGUGAAUGAGGAAACAGAAGAUGUCUGCACUGGGGAGGAGAAACUGGAGAGCCUUCCUUGGGCUUUUUUUGAAAUGAUGAUGACCAGUCAUAGUUACAGUGUAUAUAAUGCUGUGUACACUGUGGCACAUGCUUUACAUGCCAUGCAACUGAGCCAAAUAAAACAUAGGAGAAAGAGGAAUGACAGGAAAGGGAAUCUUCAGGAUAUACAUCCAUGGCAGGCUACAGCUAGGAAUGGAGAACUGGUUACAGGACUGGAUAUUGAGAACUGGGUAACAUUCCCAAACCAAUCCUUCCAACAACUGAAAGUUGGGAAGCUGGAUCCCUGGGUUGAGGAGAAAAUGUUCACCAUUCAUGAAGAAGCCAUCAACUGGCCCAGAACAUUCAACCAGGAGGUUGCCCUUGAGUCACUGUUCACUCCUGGUGACUGCCUGGCUAGUCUAGAAUUUGGGGAAUGUGACAUAAGAAACUGCAUUAUUGGUAACCCUCUCCCUAUUCCUCACAACUAUUUCCAAUCCGGUGAUCUCAUCAUUGGUGACAUUAUGUCUCUUGUGUUCAUGCCUACAGAAAUAGUUUGGAAAUGUGACAUGAAAAACUGCAUUAUUGGUGACCCUCUCCCUAUUCCUCACAACUAUUUCCAACCGGGUGAGCUCGUCAUUGGUGGCAUUACCUCUCUUAUGUUCAUGCCUACAGAAAUAGAUAGCUUCUCUGAAGAUCCCCAUCUUUCUUUUAUUGGUGAAGCUGUAGUCCAGACUAAGUUUUAUCAGCAUAUUUUGGCUUUGAUAUUUGCUGUGAAGGAGGUCAAUGAAAACCCUCAGAUCUUGCCCAAUGUCACCUUGGGCUUCAAUAUCUUUGACAGCUAUGAUAGAAGAAGGACUUAUCAUGCCACAAUGGAACUUUUUUCUCCUCCAAAGAGAAUGACCCCCAAUUAUAAAUGUGGCAUUCAGAACAACCUGGUCUCCAUCAUUGGUGCUCUUUAUUCUGAAACCUCCACUGAUAUGGCAGAUAUCUUGAGAAUCCACAAACUUCCACAGUUUAUAUAUGGGUCACAUCCAGAGUUCCAGGAUGAAAGUGAAUCCUUUUCCUUCUACCACAUGGUCCCAGAUGAACAUAUUCAGUACCAAGGACUUCUUCAGCUGCUUGUGCGCUUCAUGUGGACCUGGGUUGGGAUCCUUGUGAGGAAAGAUGAUGACGGGAGAUUUGCAAGGAUGGCAUCUUCAACUUUUCCUCUUCAUGGCAUUUGCAUUGACUUUUUAAAAAUAAUCAAGCCAUGUUACAUUAAUAGUUUAUUUAAGGAUCUGGAGUGGCUAGUAGAAACAUUUUAUCUCUCUAUGAACAGCAAAGCCAAUGCAGUAAUUGUCUAUGAAAAAACUCUUCUACAUCUGAGGUUGUUGUUGUAUCUUCCUCGAAUGGAACUAAUGUCUGUGGAGCCCAAAGGUAAAGUGUGGGUCAUUCCCACCCUAAUGGAACUUGCAUCAGUGUUUUACCAAAGGAGCUGGGAUAUUCAAGACAUCCACGGUGCCCUGUCCUUUGCAGUUUACUCCAAUGAAGUCCCAGGAUUUCAGCAAUUUGUUCAGGCAAGGGACCAUUUCUUAUCAAAAGAAGAUGGCUUCAUCAAAGAUGUAUGGGCACAUGCAUUUGACUGUGCAUUUCCCAGUCCCUUGGCGAAUGAGAAAGAUAGUGGCAUCUGCACUAUGAGGGAGAAACUGGAGAACCUCCCUGGGGCUUUUUUUGAAAUGAGCAUGACUGGGUAUAGUUACAAUAUCUACAAUGCAGUGUACAUUGUAGCUCAUGCUUUACAUGCCAUGCACAUGGAACAAAAACACAAUGGAAUGCCACAUGCAGGGAAAUUGCAUAUUCAGGAGCAACAGCCUUGGCAGCUUCACCGGUUUCUGAAAAGGAUCUCAUUUAAUAACAGUGCUGGGGAUAGGAUUCUGUUUGAUCAGAGGAGGGAAUUGAUAGUUGGAUUUGAUAUUAUAAACUGGGUCACAUUCCCAAACCAAUCCUUCCAUCGAGUGAAAGUUGGGAAGCUGGAUCCCUGGGUUGAAGAGAAAAAGUUCACCGUCCAUGAGGAAGCCAUCACCUGGCCCAGAACUUUCAACCAAACUGUACCUCUUUCGGUGUGUACUGAGAGCUGCCUCCCAGGUACUUUCAAAAGAAAGCAGGAGGGGAAGCCGUUUUGCUGCUAUGAUUGCUUUCCAUGUCCCAGAGAGAAAAUUUCAAGCCAGAAGGACAUGCAUGAUUGUUCUGCAUGCCCAGAAGAGCAGCAUCCGAGCAAGGACCAAGAUUCAUGUCUUCCCAAGAAAAUAGCUUUCUUAUCCUAUGAAGAACCAAUGGGAAUAAGUCUAGUCAUUCUGGCACUUUUUUUCUCUCUCUGCACAGUUGUGGUGCUGGCAACAUUUGUGAAGUACCACUGUACUCCCAUUGUCAAGGCCAAUAACCAAAAUCUCACCUACAUCCUACUCCUCUCCCUUCUCCUCUGCUUCCUUUGCUCGCUGCAGUUUCUCAUUGCACCUGGCAAUAUAGUAUGUCUCCUCCGACAAAUCAGUUUUGGCAUCAUCUUCUCAGUGGCUGUGUCUUCAGUGCUGGCAAAAACCAUCACUGUGGUUCUGGCUUUCAUGGCCACCAAGCCAGGAUCCAGUAUGAGGAAGUGGCUGGGAAGAGGACUGGCCACCUCCAUUGUUCUUUCUUGUUCCAUGAUUCAGGCAAGCAUCUGCACAGUGUGGGUUUUCACCUUUCCACCUUUCCCUGAUGUUGACACCUAUUCAGAAAUUGAGGAAAUCAUCCUGCAGUGCAAUGAAGGCUCAGCUACCAUGUUCUACUGUGUCCUGGGCUACAUGGGCUUACUGGCAGCUGCCAGUUUCACUGUAGCUUUUCUCUCCAGGAACCUCCCGAGCAGUUUCAAUGAGGCCAAAUGUCUCACGUUCAGCAUGCUGAUUUUCUGCAGUGUGUGGCUCUCCUUUGUGCCAUCCUACCUGAGCACCAAAGGAAAAUACAUGGUGGCUGUGGAGGUUUUCUCUAUUUUGGCCUCUAGUGCUGGGUUGCUAGGCUGCAUAUAUUUCCCCAAAUGUUACAUAAUCCUCUUUAGGCCAGAUCUCAACAAUAGAGAACUAAUUAAGAGAAAACAUUAG
Messenger RNA from Candoia aspera, 3345 nucleotides. Its product is annotated as vomeronasal type-2 receptor 26-like. Gene Ontology annotation, biological process: G protein-coupled receptor signaling pathway. The transcript has 11 exons. Gene Ontology annotation, cellular component: plasma membrane. The coding region runs from base 1 to 3345 and encodes 1114 amino acids. Lineage: Eukaryota; Metazoa; Chordata; Lepidosauria; Squamata; Candoiidae. The record is from RefSeq and is a predicted model, not a curated record. Gene Ontology annotation, molecular function: G protein-coupled receptor activity.